AUGGUGCGCAAAUUGAAAUACCAUGAGCAGAAGCUGCUCAAAAAGGUGGACUUUAUCAACUGGGAGGUGGAUAACAACCUGCACGAGGUGAAGGUGCUGAGGAAGUACCACCUGGACCGCAGGGAGGACUACACCGCCUACAAUAAGCUGAGCCGCCAUGUGCGGGAGCUGGGCCGCAAGAUUAAAGACCUGGAUGAGAAGGAUCCAUUCCGGGCCCAGUGUACCUCCAAGCUGCUGGAGAAGUUGUACGCCAUGGGCCUCAUCCCCACCAAGCAGGGCCUCCAUCUCUGUGACAUGGUGUCCGCCUCGUCUUUCUGCAGGAGACGCCUGCCCUCCAUCGUGGUGAAGCUAAGGAUGGCCCAGAACUUGAAGAGCGCCAUUACCUUCAUAGAGCAGGGCCAUGUCCGUGUGGGGCCCGAAGUGGUGACCGAUCCAGCCUUCUUGGUCACCAGGACAAUGGAGGACUUUGUCACCUGGGUGGACUCUUCCAAGAUUAAGAAACACGUCAUGAAUUACAACGAAGAGAGAGACGAUUUUGAUCUUGGUCUGUAG
Messenger RNA from Staurois parvus, 552 nucleotides. The record is from the annotation of a GenBank genome assembly. Lineage: Eukaryota; Metazoa; Chordata; Amphibia; Anura; Ranidae.